CCAAAGGUGCGAGCGGACGUGGGUGGCGCCACGCCAGAGCCCGCCACCACCACACCCUCCCUCCCCUGCCCGAGCUUGCCAAAGAGCGCUUCCAGGCUCCAGUUCCAGCGUAUUACUGCAAUUUGCAGCUCGGCGCGUCCAUGGAGCCCGCGGUGAGAGCCGCGGCGGCCUCCUGCUCCUCCUACCCGUCGCUCCAUCCCCCGCGCGCCCUCGUCGCCCGCCGCCUAGGCCGCAGCUCCGGCCUGUCGCUGCCGGCUCGCCGCGUGGCCGUCGCCGCAGCAGCUAUCGCCCUCGACCCGUUUCAGGAGACCAAAACCGAGCAGAAUGACACUUCGGAAACUGAGGUGUUUGCGUGCCCUGUUUGCUAUGAACCGCUGAUAAGGAAAGGGCCGCCAGGCAUGAACCUGCCAGCGAUUUACAGGUCCGGAUUCAAGUGUUCAAAAUGCAACAAGUCAUUCACCAGCAAAGAUGUCUUCUUGGAUCUCACUGUCACCUCAGGAAUGAAAGAAUACAGUGAACUCAAGCCUGCUAGAACCGAGCUGUUCAGGAGCCCGCUCGUCUCCUAUCUUUACGAGAGGGGGUGGCGUCAGAACUUCAAUCGGAGUGGCUUCCCUGGCCGCGACGAAGAGUUCCAAAUGGCUCAAGACUAUUUCCAGUCAGUCGCUGGUGGUAUACUCGUUGAUGUCAGCUGCGGCAGUGGCUUGUUUUCAAGGAAGUUUGCAAGCUCUGGGGCAUACUCAUCUGUGAUUGCUUUGGACUUUUCAGAGAAUAUGCUCCGACAAUGCUAUGACUACAUCAAACAAGAAGAAACCCCUAUGAACACGAACCUUGCACUUGUAAGGGCUGAUAUUUCUAGGCUCCCUUUUGCUUCUUGUUCAAUCGAUGCCAUUCAUGCUGGAGCCGCUAUCCACUGUUGGCCGUCCCCUUCAAAUGCGAUAGCUGAAAUCAGCCGUGUGCUGAAGCCCGGCGGUGUAUUCGUAGCGACAACCUUCUUAUCCACCCCCACGAACAGCGGCCUGUUCUCUAUCGAUGCACUAAAGCCACUGAGACAGAUUGUUGGGCCAGUGAACAGCAGCUACAACUUCUUCACCGAAGGGGAGCUGGAAGACCUGUGCAGAUCCUGUGGUCUGGUCAACUACAGCAGCAAGGUUCAGAGGUCAUUCAUCAUGUUCUCCGGGCAAAAGCCAUAGCUGAGUAUCAUCCAGACUCUCUUUGUAUAGCCAGCCACGGUGUAUAUAUAGUUGUGCUUUUUUAUGGGUAUAUAUAUAUAGCUGUUAUGUUAAAUCAGGUGGCGAAAAUGUAACUUAAACAUGCAUUAGGCCGUAACCAAAAUGCACGGUCUCUGACUCUAGGGAAUCCAGUCAUGGAAGUUCAUGAAAACGUCGGUCGUGUCGUACUAUCACUUAAUAUGUGACAUGCCAGUAUUUCACUCCA
This is a messenger RNA of Aegilops tauschii subsp. strangulata, 1434 nucleotides long. RefSeq lists its product as uncharacterized. Gene Ontology annotation, molecular function: S-adenosylmethionine-dependent methyltransferase activity. The record is from RefSeq and is a predicted model, not a curated record. Gene Ontology annotation, cellular component: chloroplast. NCBI's taxonomy places the organism in Eukaryota, Viridiplantae, Streptophyta, Magnoliopsida, Poales, Poaceae.